Molecule: messenger RNA, 486 nt
Organism: Cladophialophora bantiana CBS 173.52
Lineage: Eukaryota; Fungi; Ascomycota; Eurotiomycetes; Chaetothyriales; Herpotrichiellaceae
Exons: 1
Coding region: 1-486 (161 amino acids)
Source: RefSeq, a predicted model, not a curated record
AUGACAGGCCUCCAGAUUUUGCAGGAGAAGAGCACAGACGAUGGCGAGGAUCUGGGAGACUCGGGAUAUGCCUCGGUUGAUGUCGGAGAUGGUGAAGGCGAUGACGCCAUAGAGGAGGAACGGAACGACAAUAAGGGGAGAGAGUCUAGCCGGCAGAACCAGGAGAAGGAAGGAGCAGAGAAACAAGACAAUGUCGACGAUGAAGACGUGUCGUGUCUCUUGCGCGUGUUCCCUAUCGCCUUUGAAGUCAUCUUCUGGAGCCAUCACUUGCUGAGAGGGAACUAUCAUACCAAAUGCACCGAAAGCGAAUCCGAGUACCGCAUUGGGUGGGAAUUCGAGCUGAACGCUGCCGAAAUUGCAACUGGAAGAGCCGGACGACAAAGAACCCAAGGUGGUGAUCCGUUACAAGAAGGUGUGCUGGGCAGCAGGCGGGAACAGCAAUUGCUACAGUUACUGGACGAUGUGGUCGGGCGGCGUCCAUUUUAA